AUGCGUAUGCGGUCCAACAAGUGCGUGUCAGAAGAAGCGAAAGGUAUGGAUGAAAAAUUCAGUAGGGAAAUUCUUGAAGUUGGAAAAGUAUCUACAAUCCUUGCGGGUCAAAUCAUUGGGUUUAACAAAAGGGAUUGUUGGAAUCACUUGCGCAAUGUUAGGCAUAAAAACUUAGAAGUUGGUGAUGUCCAAUCUGUUAUUGAUUAUUUGCACAGGAAACAAAAUGAGAAUCCUCAAUUCUUCUAUAGAGUUCAAGUUGAUGAGCAUGGUAGAGAUGUGAAUUUUUUCUGGGUAGAUGCGCGAUCACGUUUGUCAUAUCAACAAUUUGGUAAGGUAGUUUUCUUUGACACCACAUAUCGGACAAAUAAAUAUGAGAUGCCAUUUGCACCAUUUACGGAGGUGAAUCACCAUUAUAAAACUAUCCGGUUUGGUUGUGCCCUUUUACAAGAUGAUAUUGAACCUACAUUUUCAUGGUUGUUCAUUAUCUGGCUUGAAGCUAUGGGAGAGCAACAUCUGUCAGCCAUCAUAAGUGAUCAAGAUUCUGCAAUGGCCGAUGCUAUAAAGAAGGUUUUUCCAAACACACGCCACUGUUUAUGCCUUUGGCACAUAAAGAAAAAUUCUCCAGAAAAAAUAGCACAUAUUUAUUUUAAGAAGUCAAAGUUCAAGGGUGAUAUGAAAAUAUGUAUCCAUCGUACUUACAAAAUACAUGAGUUCGAAGAAAGGUGGGAAAAGAUGAUUGUUGCGUUUGAUAUAAGUAACAAUGAGUGGCUUAAGAAUUUAUAUGAGAUUCGAGAAUCUUCGGUACAUGUCUACUAUAGAAAUACAUUUUAUGCGGGUAUGAACACAACAGGUCGCAGUGAAGGUGUAAAUGCUUUUUUCAAAUCAUUUAUGUCGUCAAAAACCAAUCUCAAUGAAUUUGCAGUUCGGUACAAACAAGCUGUGAAAGAAAUUGUUGAUAAAGAAGACGAAGAGGAUCUUAUUGAAAAAGCGGGGGUCUAA
Molecule: messenger RNA, 999 nt
Organism: Papaver somniferum (opium poppy)
Lineage: Eukaryota; Viridiplantae; Streptophyta; Magnoliopsida; Ranunculales; Papaveraceae
Product: protein FAR1-RELATED SEQUENCE 5-like
Exons: 1
Coding region: 1-999 (332 amino acids)
Biological process (GO): regulation of DNA-templated transcription
Source: RefSeq, a predicted model, not a curated record